AUGUUAUACAGAAUAUUUACCAUUCUCUAAUUAUUUCUUUUGACAUUAUAAGAAUGCUGUAUGAUAAAACUUAUAAUUAGCAAAAUUAUAGAGUGAAUACUCAAUUUAUGCAAGCGUUGAAGAAAUAUAUGAAUGGAACAUAAGAGAAACAUUUUUUUCUGGAGAAAAUUUAGAUUUUUCUCUGUCUGAGAAACCAUCAAAAUAUUUUGAAAUCAGAUAGCCGUUGACUUUAUUGGGGUCUUGGAUGCAUAAAGCAUGUUAUUAUAGAAUAAAAUAAUUAUAGUUGGUGAAAAAGUUAUAUCAUUAAAGCCUUAUAUCAAUUAAUUAACUGGAGCUUGGCUAAAUAGCUUUGUAUUUAUAGAAUAAGAUGCAAUUUCUGUAGAUAUCUUUUAUUCAUUAGGGUAUUCAACAUAUAUAUAUUAUAAGGUAACCAACUGAUAAUGACAAGGUUCCUUAGUUUAAUAAUUAUAUUAAAGUAGAAAAAUAAGAUCCAAAUUUUAGAUGUUCAGAUGUUGACUUUCUUUCUUAAACUAAGUAUAUUAUUGAUUGUACGAAUUUGAAUAAAAGUUACUUUGUGGAAGUAGAUACAUCAGGAAAUGUAACAUUUAUAGAAAACAAUUAAAAAUAUGAUUCACCAUCCAUUCGAAAAAUAUUGGUUCAUACUUUUAAUUAUGAAACUGGUUCAUUAUAACUAAUAUUAAGAGGACAAUAUUAAGAAGGCAAAGGGUCCUUUAUUGAAGUUUUUUAAAUUAAAAAUGGUAAUAUUACAACAGAUCCAUGGCUAACACUAGAUUCUGAAAGUUUGGCAACUUUAUUAAAUUAAUAAUCAACCUUUAAUUUUGUAUUUCUAGAUAUGUAAAUUGAACCAAAUGGAGAUAUAUUUAUUUUAGACUCCUUUAAUGGAAUAUAUGUUUUAAAAAUUUUAUAGGCUUAGAAAUGGUUAGUUAAGGAAUGGUCUAGAUUAAAUUAUGGAUAAUAAAUAUAUGCCUUUGAUUUUAAUUAUUUAUUUAGCUAAAAUGGUUAAAUAGCUUAAUUAGUUUUAGUUUAUGAAGAUAGAAUUUAAUAUUUUUAAAAUAAUCAACCUAAAUCAAUAUUAAAAUUACCAGGUGACGUCAAAUAAUAAAAUAUAUAAAUAGAAAUAAGUUAAAAAUAUAUAGUAUUAAAAUAUUAAGAAAAAAUAUAUAUUUAUGAUUAGAAAUAGCUUCUUUAUACGUUUAUUGAAAAUGUUGUAGAUAUUAUGAUUAUUAAUCCUUAUGAACCUGAUCUGAUUGGAAUUAAUUUUGUAUCCACACAUAGAUUUUUAAUUAAUGAUGGAAUUCUAAGAUUGUAUUAAUAGGAUUCAAAAACAGAUUAAUAAUAUCUUACACAAAUAAUUGCCAAAUCAAAAUCUGGAAAUAUUUGUACUGUAGACAUAAAAAUUCAAAUUGUUUAUAAGAACGAUACCUAACUUUAUGAAACUGGACACAAUGCACUUCCAUAAGCCUUAACUAUUCCAUCUGAUCCAAUAAAUGUUGAUUUAUUAGCAAUAGGACCAGACAUUUCAUACCAACCAUUAGAUGAUUAAUCUUCUCAGAAAAUUUAUAUUGAUAUUCAAGAAAUGUGGAAAUUAAACAUUAAAAUAUAAUAAGAACAUAUUAUUUUUACAGAUAUAUAUGAGAUAAAUUCGGAAUCAUUUUAUCUAUUAUAAUAAUAAGAUUCAAAAGAUGCUUAUAUUUAUUAAUGUUAACAUAAUUAAUUGAAAAAUGUUUAAGCAGAAUGCACUGAACUUAAAAAGGUUUCAUUCAAAAGCAUUCUCACAAAAAGCACUUUUCAUUGGUGGUUUGAAAUUAAAAAGAUAUUUUUCGUUAUUUAAGAAUCAGAAAACCAAAUACAUUUAUAUAGUUUUGAUAAAGAAACAGCUUAAUUUGUAGAAUAAGAGAAAUUAACAUUAGAUGAAAAAAUUUUAUCAUUUAAUGUACUUUAUAGUAAAAUGUUUGUUGUAAUAUAAAAUAAGAUUUAAAUUUAUGACUAAUUCAUCCCUUUUAAAUUAGCCUAUACUAUUUCUGAUAUUAUAUCUCCAAAAAAUGUAUUUGGAAAUAGAUUAAUUGAUAUUAUUUUUAUCUAAACCCCCACUUAAGUAAUUAUUGGAAAUGCUGCUCUGUUAUCUAAUAGUGGUACUUUUACAAUAAUUAAAUAAAUCAAUACAAUAGUUGAUGCUUAGAUUAAAAUAGCUAUAGGUAAAGACUAUUUCUAUAUAAUAUAAAAAUCGGCAAAAGAAUUUAUAAUUGAUGAAUACAACUACAAACAUCUGUAAGUUAUAUAUAAAACAAAGAGUCUUCCUUUAUAUAAUUAUAAAAUAUAAGAUACUAUUGUAGCUGAUUCAUGUGAAGAAUCAGGAUGGCUAUUUGUAAGAUGCUAAGAUGAAAAAUAAACAGUGAUUUUGAUUUAUGAACCAGGAGUUUUGUCUCAUCAAUCAUUAAAAAAAGUGAUAAAACUUGGAAAUAUAGUAAAUGCAACAGUUGAAGUUGAUGGAGGACUUUAAAUGUUUUUGCACUAUUCAUAACAAGUUUAUUCAGUUUUAUAAGAUUCUUUAUUAUAAGUAAAGAGUAAUUUACAUUCUGAUAAUUAUGUAAAUAAAAUGGUAACUGGUGUAAAGGCAUCAAAUGAAUAAUUUAGCAAGAACAUUUAAUAAUAAAUAUUUUUUUUGGAUACACAUAGCCAGCCUAUUUUUGAAAAUUCUCAAAAUCAAACUUUUAAAGUGAAAAAAGAUAGUAAAUCAGCAUAAUUGAAUAUUGAUAAGACCUUAUAUACUGGGUAAAUAACUCAAAUAUAAAUUGAUUGUAAAUCUUGUUUUUAAGCAAAAUUAUUACCACCGAUAAUGAACAUUAGUGAUGGUUAGAAUCUUUAUUUUAAUAUAAUUGAUGGAUUAUUAUAUGAUGUUAGUUAUGCUGUCUUUUUAACAUCUAAGUAGUUAAUAUUUACUAACAAGGAUGGAUAAUUUAAUAAAGUUGUUAAUUUGAAUCUAUCAAUUUUAGAACAAGGGGAUGGAUUAUUUAUUUCUGAAGAUAAGAAAUUCCUUAUAGUUUCCAUUCUUGCUUAGGUUCCAUCGAUUGUAAUUAUUGAUUGUGGAACUAAUUUGGAAUGUACUAUUAUUUCAAAGAUUAGUGUUCCAAACGCAAAUAGAAUAAGUGGAUUGUAAUUGUUCAAUAAUAACCACUUAUUUAUUCUGAAUAGCAAUCCUUAAGAUUAUACACAAUUUGAAUCAUCUAUUUAGGCAUAUUAUAUAAAUGCUGAUAACACUUUAACUUUGAGUAGAAGUAUCACAGCUUAAUUGUUAAAUUUAAAUUCAUUGAGAAUUGCUAGUUUUUAAGUGGUUAAGCACAAUUCUUUCUAUUCAGUCUUUUUUACAGACUAAAAUUUUGGUUUAAGAAUUAAUCACUUUAAAUUACUUGAUUUAAGUUAUAUAUAAAAUAUAGAAUUUUUAGAUUUGAUUAACUUUUAACAUGAUAAAUUUUAUGUUCAUUAAGAUACAGAAUUCUUAUCUAUAAGAUUAGUUUCAUCUGAAACUUCAGGAACACUUUAAAUUUUUAAUUUGUUGAUCUAGACAAAUAACGCUGCAUAAUAUAUAUUUAGUAUUCCUUUAGAAAUCGGAAAUGUUCCUGAUUUAAUUCUAGAUAAGAUUAAGUUAAAAUUUAUUUUAACUCCAUUUGGAACUUGGACAUCUGUAAAUAAGAUUGCAGUAUCUCUAAAUUAUAUUUUAAUACCAUAUAGAUAAGGAUAAGAAGCAAUAAUUGUUAUGUAUGAAUUAUCCAAUAGCAAUUCUUCAACAACUAUUACUAGUAAUUAUGCUUUAUAUGAAAACUAUUAAGGAAUUUUAUCUACUUAAAUUGUUUUGAUUAUUGAACUAGAGUAAAAUAACACAUACUUCUUUACUAAUUUAAAAUAUGAUGAAGCAAGAGGUAUUCAUACUUUAAUGAAAUAUUAAUAUUAAUCAAAAAUAAUCAUAAGUUUUGAUGAUCUUACUUUAGUUGAAGAAUAACCAAUUUAAAUCACAGUAAGUAAUUAUUAUGGAAAAUCUUCAGGAGUAGUAAAUUUGGUUUAUUUCAAUGAUAAUGAUGAUGAUAAUGAUGAAAACUCAGAGUAAAAAUUAUUAUAAUUAUUUUAUAGUCUUUCAUGGGUUUGGAUUUUAGUAGGUGUAUUAGGUGGUAUCAUCAUACUCUUAGUAACUUUUUGUUUAAUUUUGUAUUUCUGGAACCGUAGAAAUAAAAAAUCUUUGGUUUUAUUAACAUGAUAAGUAUAAAUUUGC
Molecule: messenger RNA, 4285 nt
Organism: Paramecium sonneborni
Lineage: Eukaryota; Ciliophora; Oligohymenophorea; Peniculida; Parameciidae
Source: the annotation of a GenBank genome assembly